This is a messenger RNA of Xyrauchen texanus (razorback sucker), 6577 nucleotides long. RefSeq names its product protein diaphanous homolog 1-like. The transcript has 27 exons. Gene Ontology annotation, molecular function: actin binding; small GTPase binding; microtubule binding. Gene Ontology annotation, cellular component: actin filament; cytoplasm. Bases 507 to 4142 code for a protein of 1211 amino acids. Gene Ontology annotation, biological process: actin cytoskeleton organization; actin filament polymerization. The record is from RefSeq and is a predicted model, not a curated record. NCBI's taxonomy places the organism in Eukaryota, Metazoa, Chordata, Actinopteri, Cypriniformes, Catostomidae.
AAGCGGAAAACUUCAGCUGAUCUCUGCUCAUAUGGUUGUUGUUUGAACCUGAACUCUUACCAUGGAGCGCAAGGAGUGGAUAUCGAUCAUCGGAAGAAUUGACAGCUCGACAUAUUGAUCGAUUAGAUUGACAGGUUUACAGUUAUAAAGCGCGGUUUGUGUGUUGUUACAGAGGUCGAGUCAAACUUACACUUUUAAACACGUUUGCUCGGAGACCAGCGCGUUAUGACGAGGCUCUACAGAAUAUAAGCUCGUGAAGGCUCAUUAUAAAGGGAACACCGCCGGGAGUUGAGGGGUUUUACUGUUCAAAUUUCCCCCCUGUUCCUUUGUGCCGGAGGAAGAGCUCGGGCCGCGGCGGGGAGCAGCACCAGGCCGCGGGACCAGAGAGUGUGUGUGCAUGUGUGUGCAUGUGUAUUUAUGCGCGCGCGCGUGUGUGUGUGUGGAGAUACAGUCCCGCAUGUUUGAAGGAAAAUAAGUGAUUUUAGACCUAAACUACAGUUGUAACAAUGGAUCAAUAUCCGGCGUCCGCUGGUGCUUCCAAAAGCGGCAAAGAUAAAGACAAGAAGAGUAAAAAGAACUAUGAAGACGGAGAAAGCAAGAAGAAGUUUACUCUCAAACGGCUGAUUCCCGAUGAGCUGGAGCGGUUCACCAGCAUGCGGACGAAGAAGGAGAAAUCGGGCACGCCGGGACACAGACACUCCACAUCCGCACAGUAUGAAGUUCCAUCGCAGACGCAGUCACUGCACGAGCACUCGGAUGACUAUGUGCUGGAGCUCUUCGAGCAGAUGCUGGUUGAUAUGAAUCUGAAUGAGGAAAAGCAGCAGCCGCUCAGAAAGAAGGAUAUCUCCAUUAAGAGAGAGAUGGUGUCUCAAUAUCUGCACACAUCUGCUGCUGGUAAGAAUCAGAAGGAGAGCUCCAAGUCAGCGCUGGUGUACAUACAGGAGCUGAAGACCGAUCUGAGAGACGCACAGUUACUGAGCUGCCUGGAGUCACUGCGAGUGUCUUUAAACAACAACCCUGUCAGUUGGGUGCAGACCUUCGGAGCCGAGGGUUUGGCUUUACUUCUGACGUUCCUCAAGAAACUUCAAGACGAGAGAGAAGAACCUAUGAAUGCUGGGAUUGGUGUGAAAUGUCAACAUGAGAUCAUUAGAUGUCUGAAAGCAUUCAUGAACAACAAGCACGGUCUGAAAGCCAUGUUGACAUCAGCAGAAGGAAUUCCUCUCCUCGUCAGAUCCAUCGAUCCAAAUGUUCCGCACAUGAUGGUGGAUGUAGUGAAACUGCUGUCUGCUAUCUGCAUACUGGAUCACCCAGACAACACUCAUGAGCGUGUGCUGGAGUGCAUCACGGAGCAGGCGGAGGAGCAAGACAUCGAGAGGUUUCAACCGCUGCUCUCCGGCAUGCGCAAAAACAGCAUUGCAUUGAAGACUGGCUGUAUGCAGUUCAUUAACGCUGUGAUCAGUCGAGUGGAAGAACUGGACUUCCGGAUUCAUCUGAGAUCUGAACUCAUGAGACUCGGACUUCGAGACCUACUGAAGGAGGUGAAGAUGAUUGAAAACGAGGAGCUGAAAGUUCAGUUUCAGGUCUUUCAAGAGCAGGCCGAUGAUGACUCUGAAGAUCUUCGCUCACGACUGGACGACGUCCGUAUUGAGAUGGAUGAUGUGAAUGAAGUCUUUCAGAUGUUGUUGAAUACAGUGAAGGAUUCUAAAGCCGAGCCUCUCUUCCUCUCGCUGCUCCAGCACCUGCUACUCGUGAGAAAUGACUACAUGGCCCGGCCUCAAUACUAUAAGCUCAUAGAUGAGUGCACAGCACAGAUAAUUCUGCACAGGAAUGGCUGUGACCCCGACUUUAAAUGCAGGAACCUACAGAUGGACUUUGACUUUCUGAUUGACAACAUGGUUGAUCAGACGAAAGUGGAAAUCAGUGAAGCCAAGGCCACAGAGCUGGAGAAGAAGCUGGAUAGCGAGUUGACGGCCCGUCAUGAGCUGCAGGUGGAGCUGAAGAAGUUGGAGGCGGAUUAUGAACAGAAAGUUCUUGAUCUGAGCGCAGAGAAAGACACGCUGGGGAAGGAGAAGAGCGAGAGAGAGAAAGAGAAUCAGAACCUGCUUUCACAGAUCAACCAGCUCAAAGAGAAGAUUGAGAAGCUCUCGAAUGAUCUAGAGGAAGCCAAGACAAAAGUCAUCACCGUGCAUGUGCCUGUGGCCAUGCCCCCUCCUCCACCCCGUCCGGGUGAAGCCUGCCUUCCGCCCCCACCCCCACCUCCCCCUCCCCCUCCUCUACCUGGGCAGACAUCCAUGAUGCCCCCUCCUCCCCCGCCCCCACCUUUACCUGGUGGGCCAGGUAUGCCUCCGCCCCCUCCUCCACCCCCUCUACCCGGGGCACCCGGAAUGCCCCCACCUCCUCCCCCUCUUCCUGGGGCACCUGGUAUGCCCCCACCCCCACCUCCUUUACCAGGAAUGCCCGGUAUGCCGCCGCCUCCACCCCCUCCACCCGGAAUGCCUGGUAUGCCGCCGCCCCCACCUCCGAUGGGCGGUCCUGGGAUGCCACCGCCUCCUCCGGGAGGUUUUGGUGGAUGGGCACCUCCCGUUCCUCAACUGCCGUAUGGUCUACAGCCAAAGAAAGACUACGCACCCGAGAUUCAACUGAAGAGAGCCAAUUGGAGCAAGAUUGCAGCUGAAGAUCUGUCUGAGAAGAGUUUCUGGGUAAAGGCAAAGGAAGAACGCUUUGAGAACAAAGAGCUGUUUGCCAAACUCACACUCACUUUCUCUACACAAACCAAGGUUAAGAAAGAUCAGGAGGGAUCUGAAGAAAAGAAAACCGCUAAGAAGGUGAAGGAGUUGAAGGUGCUCGACUCCAAAACAUCCCAGAACCUUUCUAUAUUCCUGGGUUCAAACAGGCUGCCUUAUGAAGAGUUCAAGAAUGUCAUCUUAGAGGUCAAUGAGAAACUUCUCACCGAAAAUAUGGUGUCGAGUUUGUUGAAGCUGUUACCGGAACAGGAACAGCUGAACACAUUAUCAGAGUUAAAAGACGAAUACGAGGAGCUGGCCGAAUCUGAGCAGUUUGGAGUUGUGAUCAGUUCAGUGAAGCGUUUGAAGCCUCGUCUCAGUGCAAUCCUCUUCAAGCUUCAGUUUGAGGAGCAGGUGAAUAACGUGAAGCCAGACGUCGUGGCGGUAACCGCGGCGUGCGAGGAGCUCCGUCAGAGCGAGAGCUUUUCCAAACUGCUAGAGAUCACGCUACUGCUGGGAAACUAUAUGAACGCAGGGUCACGGAAUGCUAAAGCCUACGGGUUCACCAUCAGUUACCUGUGCAAGUUGAGGGACACUAAAUCAGCAGAUCAGAAACAGACACUUCUGCACUUCCUGGCUGAAACAUGCCAGGAACAGUACCCAGAGGUCAUGACCUUCCCAGAGGAGCUCAUCCAUGUGGAGAAAGCCAGCAAAGUCUCGGCGGAAACGCUCCAGAAGAAUCUGGAUCAGAUGGAGAAACAGAUUGCGAGCCUGGAGAAGGACAUCGAGACGUUCCCCCCGCCACAGAGCGACAGAGACAAAUUCGUUGAGAAAAUGACUAGUUUUGUGUCGACUGCUCGUGAGCAGUUUGAGAAGCUGAAGUUGAUGCACGACAACAUGGAGAAACAGUACGAAGAUCUGGGCAAAUACUUUGUGUUCAACCCCAAGAAGAUGAGCCCAGAGGAGUUCUUCGGCGACCUCAACAACUUCAGGAACAUGUUCCAGCAAGCGGUGAAAGAGAACCAGAAACGGAAAGAAGCGGAAGAAAAGAUCCGUCGAGCCAAACUGAUACGAGAGAAAGCCGAGAAAGAGAAAGAAGAGAAACUGAAGAGAAUGAACGCCAAAAAGAUACCCGACAUCAAUGAUGAUGAUGAGACUGGUAUCAUGGAUGGUCUGUUGGAAGCGCUGCAGUCCGGAGCUGCUUUCAGGAGGAAGAGAGCACCACGAGCAGCCAAUAAUCGGAGAGGAGCUGGUCAUGCCGUGACGAACCUUCUCGCCAAAGAGCUUCUUCAGGAGGACGCCCCAUCCAGAGGCGCCAAAAAGUCCCGAUUGGACGCUGAGGACAAGAGGGAGGAGUCUCCGGAAGACACAGGCUCACUGGAGGAUUUGUUAGAGGACAUCCCGUUACGCUCAAAUUAAGCACUUACUCUUCUGAGCACGCCUCUUCCUCUUAAACGAUAGAUGUGUUUGGGACCAAGCAUGCGAGGGCGGGGCUCUUGCGUAACCACACCCCUUUAAUAAGCGUGUACGGCUUCUUAGUGGCUGUCACACUGGAGGAGGGGUGCAAGUUCCAUCCUUACAAGAGUGACGUCGUCUUUUCACUGCCCUGAUAAACACUUUAUCCGUCUUUCUGUUCUUUGCAUUUUCUAACACUCUUUCGCUCGUAACGGCAAGUUUCAUGCGUUUCAUAUAUUCGUUUCGCGCGGGAUUCCAAAGAUUUGUAUACACAUAUUCUGUAAUAAUUUUGUUCGCUCAGCGGGACAGUUGUUCCUGAUCCCAAUUCAAAACAAGAAUCUCUUUUGCGACUUCCUUUUUUGUUUUGUUCUUGUGCUUUUGUUUAAAACGGAUCACACGGCUGAAUGUUGAAAAAACACCAAGUGCUAAUAAUGAUGUUUUUGCGUACUUAAGGUGUUCUCACUGACGUUCUGUAGCCCAUCAGGAGAUUUAAGGAAGGUCUGGUACCUGCUCACGAGAUUAGUUUCCUGUUUUUGUGCUCUCCUGUUCCUUUGUGUUACAUUUUGUUGUUUUAUUGAAUGACGUAAUGUAGAUUUCUUGGUAACUUCUCACUGGCAACAGUCCUUGGUGCGUUUUUCAUGAAAGAAUUUGUUUAUAUAGUUUGUGUUAUAUUAAAAAUGACAAUUCCUGAAAAGUUGGUUUUGGAUUGAAUGGAUAAAUAAUUUGUAAAAUCAUUCAUACUUAAAAUGGUGCAUUGAAUUAAAUGCAACUAUUUACGAAAAUAUGGUUUUGGAUAGAACUGAUAAAUCGUUUGUAACGUUGCGUAAAUUGUUGCAUCGAAUUAAACGUGACGAUUUUCGAAAAAUGCUUUUGAAUAGAUAAAUACUCCUUAAAACCAUUAUUUUGUAAUUGUUACAUUUAAUAUAAAACGACUGAAUAGAAAAAUAAUUUAUAAAACCAUUUUUAUGUAAUUGUUGCAUCGAAUUGAACUGCAAUUUUACUCAAAAAUGGUUCUGGAUUGAAUUGAUCAAUUGUUCAUUAAAACCGUUCUUACGUCAAUGUCAUUGCUUAGAAUGGACAAAACGUUUGUUGAACUGUUCUCAGGUCAAAUUGUUGCGUUCAAUUCGCCCAAUUACAUCAGGAUGCUUUUACAAAAACAUUUCCUAAAUGUCAAACUUUUGAAAACCAUUUGUUGUGCGCGUACGCUGCCUUCAGUUUAAAACGGCACUGUCGAAAUGUUCAUAAAUCUGUUUUAUUGAGCGGUCAUCGUGUAGCUGUUGUCUUUAAAGCGCUGUGACGUGUUUCUGUGUUGAUAAAGUGUUCAAGUCUUUCUACUGUUUUCUGCAGACUGAAAAUUGCAAAACUGCUGAUGCACACACACUCUUGUGCACAUGUUCGUUUGUGCAUCUCAUUUGGGGGAUUAUUCUAGCAUCAUUCGCACAAGAUAAACAACAUGUGCAUGUUUUGAUUUGACCUACAUGCCUAUAACCAUUUUGAGGGCUUAAAUAACAUGCACAGAAACUUCUGCAUGGAUUUAUCCAUCUUAAAGGGGAUCGGUCACCCAGAAAUAAAGAAACAUUUCAUUUAUUUACCCACAUGUCAUUGCAAACCCUUGUUGGGGGGGAUCUGAUGACCGAAUUUUCAUUUUUGGGGUGAACGGUCCUAUUAAAUGGCUUGAUCAAGUCAAAUCUAUCUGAAAAUGGCGCUGCAGGUUUGUCUCUGGUGCUAAACUAUCUAAACGUUCUCGUUAACUUGUUGAACUUUUGUCGACAUAUCAGACAUGUAUUGUUCUUUCAGUCAUGACCAGAGUUGGCAUCAUCGAAUGGUUCAAAUCGGUGAAUACAGUGAAAAGUGACCUCAGAGUUUCAGCUUUGCAAUAUGACUUACAUGAAUGUGGAUGUUGGCUGAAUGUGUGAGGGUAGAGAUCACUGUUUUAAGCCAUAGCGUCUGUCCUGAGAAGUUUCUUCUGGAUUAUUCUAUAGCAAAAUAUAUAUGAAUUUAUGUAACGUGAAAAAGGUGACAAUGUUUUGGCAAUCAAGUGUCCACACACUGCCCAGACCCCAGCAUGCCUGAAACAUCUCUAGAACGUUCCGGAUUAUUUUAUGGAAGUUACUGAACCAAAUUUCAAAAAGUUGGGUUUGAUCAUUAUGGUGGUUAUGCAACAGUUUCACUUUAUUGGGGAAAAGCUGGAGAAAUAUUACUGGAAAAACAAAGUGUGCGUUUUCUUUCUUUUGAUUUUUUAACUGUUUUUCUAUAUACAUUUUUAUUGCUCAUUUUACUGUAAUAAUAUAGAGAUUGUAUUUGUGAGAUUCAUCUGGUCAAAUAGUGUAUAUUGAGUUUGUGACUGUAGAGAUGUUUAUUCUGAUGAUCUCUAAACAAACACCAUUAAAAUAUAUGAA